AUGCUGGCGCUGCCCGCCGUCAUCGCCAUAGCCGCUUGCGGCGCGGCCAUCGUCAUUGUCCUCUCGGUGGUCAGCAUUAUUGUCUGGGUCAGGUGUCGCAAAGAGCGCCAUGCAAUGAGGCUGAUGGGCCUCACGCAGAGGCAGGGACGGCGCAUUCGGGGCUUGCAAUCUUGCCCGGUGGACACCUUGACUGAACUGAGCCAGGCAGAAGGGAGCGUAUUAAGGGCGCAUGGGCAGCUUCCAUAUGGCAAACCAUCAGAAUGGGGACAAUUAACGUCGAGGGAGAGUUUGCACCGUCCGAAACAUGACUCAGAAACAUCUUUUCCGUUGACUGAGAAAGCACGAUCUCUCCGCAAUUCCCUUUCUCGAUCUCGUUCCCGGCGCCUAUCACGAUCAUCCCACAAACGCAUGAGCUCGUUGGCUACGUUGAGUGAAUCAAAUCAUCUUCCCAGCCCCCAACAUAAAGCAUCAAUAUCAAUAUCAAAAGAAGACGUCCCACUUUCGGCUGUCGAGGGGAUUUUGGAAUUGCCAGCAGAAAGAACUCCAACGCAAACACCAGAUCCCAACGAAGAGGAUACUGGAUUUCAUCUAGGUAUGAAACCCGUUUCACCUGGAUGGCCCCUUCUAGCACGAGAGCGGUCAAGUUUGUUUCCUCUUUCGGAAGACCGUAACUCCUGGGGCAUGUUUGAUUCAACCACUUACGAAGAGUCUCCUACUCGUCUUCGUGGGGGAAGUAUUGCUAGUCAAACUGCCGGGAUGAUGCCCGGUCACUCGAUACCUCCUCCUCCACCGACUGCAUAUCCUCCAGACAGAUUUAGUUACGCUAGGAAUGACUCUGUGAUGAGACUUUCCUCCAUGAGUCUGGAUACUACCAAUAGCUCGAUUUUGGAUGACGGGAGAAAUGGUAGGUCGGUUGACACCGACCUGACCUCACCCACCUUCCCCUCAGGCACGUUUGUGCCUUUCAGUGCUGCCGACGUUGGAGUCAAGGAUGGUCGCAGGAGUUUCAUUGCCACCAACACCUCCAUUCCUCCUAUGCAUAACUUCCCUGUCCGCUCCUCCUCAACAACCGAAACUCGUCAUAAAUCUGCGUCCUUGUCACCUCGACGCAGUUUGACGACUUACCACUCGGGUGACACCAGCGAUCGUUUUAGUGGUGCCCCACGUCGAACUGACUCCAUGUCUUCAUCUAACCCCCCUUCAAGAAAUGCCUCCCUGCGGUCUGGGACUCCAGUGGGGCGUUUGGGAUAUCAAACCUCAGCCCCAUCCUGGCGAUCAUCGGGCUCUCACAUGCCCUCUGUACCGCAUUUCAAUCAAUACCAAAACAGUACAGGCUACGAGAAUGACGAAAUGGAGAAUGAUCCCUUCUACGUUGGCUCGCCGGGGGAGGGACUCUGUUCCACCAGUCUCUCUCUAAAGGGCAAUCUUCCCUCUGCACUCAAGGGUGGAAAUCCACAACGCAAGGGCCACCGACGUCAGAACUGUGUGCGUAUUUCUAUCCAUCCACCUAUGACCUUUGGGUCAUCGACAUUCUCUCCUACCGUCGAAGAAGAACCAGAAGACUUCGACAAGAUGGAGGAGCUGGAUCUACGUGAUACCACAAUCAACAACCCAGCAAAACCCUUGCCUUCUUUGCCACCAACUCCAGCGUCCCCUCUGUCCUCUUCGAGACGCAGCAAGUACGGCAGUCGACAUGGAAAGCCCGGCCUAGGCUCUCUCGGACCACUAGUCGAGGAGCCGCAGCCCCCAGUGUACGACGGCAGUCCUUGCAAGAAGAGAAACCGUCCUCCAUCUGUCACGGCUACCAACAAGUCUCCAUUCGAAAACAAUCGCGCUCUUCCUGAACUCUUAACAUCUUUCCCUUUGUCUCGCGGCAACUCUCUCACCCACACUCCCUCUCCCGAAAGAGUACCACCUGUAUGGGAACUAUCCGAAACUCCAUUGCCAUCCCACGAGAACUCUCCUGCUAUCGGUAGCCCAAGACGCUCAGCGGUAAAGGGGCCUCGCAACCAACCCGGCGUCAUUCCAACUCGCAGGCAGUCAACUUGCGAACCCCUGACCUCCUCCCGUCAUACACCAGACAGUCCCUUGGCCUCGCCCAGCCGCCUCCCUCUUGUCAUGAGUAUUACAGGAACAGAAGGUAGUGACUGGCGCAGAUCUACAGACUCACUACACCGCGCCAAAACUGAUGCUUCAAAUCGCUCAUUCCGCCAAGAUCGUGUUUCAAUGUCUAGCCUGGACAAUGGGCUGGGCCCCAUUGGCGGUUCUGCAUUCUACGGCACCCGCCGUUCCUCCAUGUUCCAAGAUCACGUCACUAUCUUCGAGGAUUCCAACCAGACCACCUCCACUCCUCAAACCUCCAUGCAACCCCCAAUUGGGUCGUUCCGCACGCCUGAUUCCUCCCCCACCCGUGGCAAGAACAGUGUCCCCCGUUUCACGCCAACCAACCAACAAUUACCGCCUCAUAUGUCGAGCCACCAUGCACCCCCCUACUCCUACUUCUCCCUGUCGAGGGAUGACCACUCCAGCUGGCAAGGGACUCGGACUUGCAAUUGGAACUGCCACGCCUGCUAG
This is a messenger RNA of Penicillium samsonianum, 2574 nucleotides long. RefSeq lists its product as uncharacterized. Bases 1 to 2574 code for a protein of 857 amino acids. The transcript has 2 exons. The record is from RefSeq and is a predicted model, not a curated record. NCBI's taxonomy places the organism in Eukaryota, Fungi, Ascomycota, Eurotiomycetes, Eurotiales, Aspergillaceae.